AAACUAAGCUUUGACGAAAAACGAAAUUGACAUUUAAAGACAAAAUUAUUCGAUGUUCAUUUUAAAGUAAUAAAACUGUGAAAACACGCCAGGCAUCUACGAACAAAAUAAUACAGAAUUUAUAUUUUUUGUCAUCUGUUUUUGUUAUUGUUUACAGUUCUUCAUCUCUAGUGCACAAACGAAUUCGUUCCCAUUUAUUUUAAAGCGCUGUGAAGAAUAUCCGUUUCUCCUCACGGCUGUUGUUUGUCUGGAGAGGUCAUGGGUAUCGGCGACCCUCUGGAGAUCUCCGGCAGUGAGUUGGUUCAGAUUUUGAGGACUCCCUCUGAGCUCUUCGCGUCUGGGGGGUGCAUCGCGUUGGACUGCCGGCCGUUCCUCGCCUUCUCACGAGCGCACAUCCUCGAGUCCCGCAACGUCAACUGGAAUUCCAUGCUGAGACGAAGGUCCAAGAGCUCCGUGGUGUGUCUGGAGUGGCUGGUGGCCGAUAAGUCGCUGCUGGCCCAGCUGCGGAACGGGGACUUCUCUCCGGUGGUGGUCCUGGAUGAGAACAGUCGCUCGGUCCGAGAUCUGAAGAGCGAGAGUCUGGCCAGUCUCCUGCUCAGUGCCCUUCAGUCAGAGGUCCAGUCUGCCUCGACGCACAUCUGCUUCUUACAAGGUGGAUUUGACGGGUUCUUCGCACUUUAUCCAGAGCUCUGCUUUAGCCCUCCUGUCAUGUGCUCAAAUCAUCCUGCUCUCAGUGAUUCAGAGCCCAUUGUUUCCGGAAGAAAGACUCCUCUCUAUGAUCAGGGUGGUCCAGUUGAAAUCCUCCCCUUCCUCUUUCUGGGCAGCGCGCAUCACUCAUCCAGACGGGAGACUCUGGAGCGAUGCGGGAUCACCGCUGUGCUCAACGUAUCCUCUUCCUGUCCCAACCUGUUCGAGGAGGAACUUCAGUACAAAACUCUGAAGGUGGAAGACAGCCUGGCCGCAGACAUACGCGUCCUCUUUCCAGAGGCCAUCCACUUCAUUGAUUCGAUAAAAGAGAGUGGUGGUCGAGUGCUGGUCCACUGUCAAGCAGGAAUCUCCCGGUCAGCUACCAUCUGCCUGGCGUACCUCAUAAACGCUCGACGUGUCAGUCUGGACGAGGCCUUUGACUUCGUAAAACGCCGCCGACAAGUCAUCUCACCCAACUUAGCCUUCAUGGGCCAACUUCUGCAGUUCGAGACGGAUGUUUUGUGCCCCUAUUCUGUACUAGACAGAAAUAACGGUGGCACUGCUUUUUGAACUUUAAUAUCUUGAACUGGCUCCACUAACUUUCAGAAGACAGAUCUACUGACCACAGCUUUGACUUCAAAGACUGUGAAAGAUCUGCAAAGGUGCUUUCAGGAAGCUUUAGUUUUAUGCUAUCUAUGGGUGUUGUUUGGGUAAUAGAGGGUAUCAGCCGGCCACCUGUUCUCGAUUGUUUAUGGCAAUAUAAAACUAAACACAGAGGAAUGGCUUUCAGUGUUUUCGCAACAACAAUGGCAUCGCUGACACACUGCUACACCCAGUAGCCCUCAUGGAAAAUGUAAUAAUCACAUGCCAUUGUGAUAUUCUACUACUAUGAUCAUAUAACAUCGACCAAAGAUAACUUGCAUAUCGGAUAUUGAUGAAACAGACAAACAGCUUACCCAAAAAUGGGCAAUAAAGCAUUUCGCUUUCAUUUUGGCUUGAGCGCUAAUAUACAUUUAGGAUGUAUGUGUGCAAAUUGUUGCAUCAGUCAGUGUUCCAGUUGACUGCCGUGACUGAUGCUGUGACCAUAUAAGGCUGUGAUGUGUGGUGAGUCUUCUGUCUGGUAAAUGUCAAGUUUUUCCAUGAAGUUACUGUCUAAUUGUCAGUCUCAAACACGUUUUAAAGGGCAACGACCUGACAAACUGUGAUCUAAGCUCAUUUUAAAAGCAAGUUUAAUUGUGUUAUGACAGGCACUAAAGCCUUUUUGUAAUUUAUUUUUAUUUUUUAUAAAGUGUUAUUUUAUUCCCUUUAUUUUUGUGAAUAUUUAUUUAUAUAUUUUCAUCCAAGCAAUGCACUUUAAAUUAGAUUUGUUUGAUCUUUUGUAAGCUAUGUGGUUCACUUAUUUCAGUAUGUCAAUAAAAUGAUGGACUCAUUUUCUUUAAA
Molecule: messenger RNA, 2127 nt
Organism: Carassius carassius (crucian carp)
Lineage: Eukaryota; Metazoa; Chordata; Actinopteri; Cypriniformes; Cyprinidae
Gene: dusp2
Product: dual specificity phosphatase 2
Exons: 4
Coding region: 259-1257 (332 amino acids)
Biological process (GO): negative regulation of MAPK cascade; endoderm formation; protein dephosphorylation
Cellular component (GO): cytoplasm; nucleus
Molecular function (GO): MAP kinase tyrosine/serine/threonine phosphatase activity; protein tyrosine/threonine phosphatase activity
Source: RefSeq, a predicted model, not a curated record